Molecule: messenger RNA, 1539 nt
Organism: Adineta ricciae
Lineage: Eukaryota; Metazoa; Rotifera; Eurotatoria; Adinetida; Adinetidae
Source: the annotation of a GenBank genome assembly
AUGAGCUUGGUUUGGUACGAUUCACCAGCUCCUGUCGGCUACUUCUUCACAAAGAUGUCGUCAUUUACGGUGAAAGUGCCGAAUAUUGAGAUCAAAUACACUAAAAUAUUUAUUAAUAAUGAAUGGCAUACGGCGACAAACGGCAAAACAUUUCCUGUUUUCAAUCCUAGUACAGGAGAAGAGAUUUGUCAUGUAGAAGAAGGCACUAGGGAAGAUAUCGACAAGGCAGUUGAAGCUGCUCGUGAAGCUUUUCGUAGUGAUUCGUUAUGGAGAGAAUUGGAACCGUCUGCACGUGGUGGUUUAAUGCGUAAAUUUGCUGAAUUACUUCGACGAGAUGUUGAAUAUUUGUCGCAAUUAGAAACACUGAAUAACGGCAAAACAUUAGUGAAUAGUGAAAUAGAUAUAAUGAAUUCAGCGGCUUGUAUUGAUUAUUAUGCUGGAUGGGCAGAUAAAUUCACUGGUGAGACGAUUCCGUCGACACCAGAUCUAUUUAUUUAUACACGUCACGAGCCAGUUGGUGUCUGCGGGCAAAUUAUUCCAUGGAACUAUCCGGUAUUAAUGCUGGCUUUGAAACUAGGUCCAGCUUUAGCUUGUGGUAAUGUCGUUAUCUUGAAGCCAGCAGAAGAAACACCACUUACAGCUUUAUACUGCGCUGCUCUGAUCAAAGAAGCUGGAUUUCCACCAGGUGUUGUCAAUAUUGUACCAGGUGAUGGACCGAAUUGUGGACACGCCAUUGUCGUUCAUGAACGUAUCGAUAAAGUGGCAUUUACAGGUUCUGUUGAAGUCGGUAAAAAGAUUCAAGAAAAUGCUGCCAAAUCCAACUUAAAACGAGUCACACUGGAACUUGGUGGAAAAUCGCCUUUGAUCAUCUGUGAGGAUGCUGACCUUGAUUUUGCUGUUUUUGUUGCACACGAAGCUAUCUUUCAUAAUGCAGCACAAAACUGUAUCGCUGCAUCACGUACAUUUGUACAUUCAAAAAUCUAUGAUCAAUUUAUCAACAAGAGUGUGGCACUAGCCAAAAUGCGAGUGGUUGGUGAUCCAUUCGAUGAUAAUACUCAGCAAGGUCCUCAAAUUAGUAAACAGCAAUUCGACAGGAUUUUGAAAUAUAUCGAAUUGGGUAGGAAAGCUGGUGCAAAACUAGAAUGUGGUGGCACAAAAGCCAACGAUCAAGGAUAUUUUAUUCAACCAGCAGUGUUCAGUGGUGUCAAGGAUGAUAUGGAAAUUGCUCGUGAUGAGAUUUUUGGGCCAGUCAUGUCUGUACUCAAGUUUGACUCGUACGAUGAAGUGAUUGAGCGAGCUAAUGCGACUCCCUUCGGUCUAGUCGCUGGUGUGAUUACAAAAGAUUUGACACGUGCUCUCAAGUUUGUUCAAGAAUUGCAAGCUGGUUCUGUUUGGGUGAAUACGUAUGGUGCAAUGAAAUUCCAAGCACCAUUCGGUGGUUUCAAACAAUCAGGUCAGGGUCGAGAGCUUGGUAAAUAUGGUCUUGAGCCUUAUUAUGAAGUGAAAACAGUGGCCAUGAAGCUUUUAUCAAAAAUGUGA